Nylanderia fulva is the source of this 732-nucleotide messenger RNA. The record is from RefSeq and is a predicted model, not a curated record. NCBI's taxonomy places the organism in Eukaryota, Metazoa, Arthropoda, Insecta, Hymenoptera, Formicidae.
AUGUUGGUUAAAAAGAACGAAGACGGCACCUUAGGCCAUCGGGUUUAUCGAAAACCAAUACAUAGAUCGUUACUUCAUGCCACCUCUCAUCAUCACCCGACUCAGAAAAAUUCUGUCAUCAAUUCAUUAAUAUACAGAGUCUUAACAAUUUCUGAACCAACUUCCCUGAAUGAAGAAUUAGAACAUCUUAACCAAGUCUUGACCAAGAAUGGAUACAACAGCAAAGACAUCAAUCGAACAACUGAAAGGCUAAAAAACAAAAUUUCCAGUUCUACAAAUACGAGUACAUCAAGUGAAAAAGAAGAAGAUAAAAAAUGGUCCUUCCGUAUCUUUAGGGUACAACAGAAUGCAUUAGCAGGAUCCUGGGUAAACACAACAUCAAAACUAGAGACCACAUUGCACUUAGAAACAUCAGGUGUAUACAAGACUCCUUGCUCCUGCAGAAAAGUGUACAUAGGAAAAACUGGGAGAAAGAUCAGUAUACGAAUUAAGGAACAUCAACGGAGUGCUAAGUACUGUUAUUUUAGUCAAUCAGCUUUGGCAAAACAUUGGAUGGAGACGAGACACUCGGUACAAUACGACAAAGCAACCAGACUAGUCUCCUCGCACAGCUAUUUCGCCAGGAAAUAUCGUGAAACCCUAGAAAUUCUGAAAUAUUCCGACAACCUCAACAAAGGUUGUCUAACAAACUACGACAAAAGUUAUCAAACAAAUCCUAUUUGGCAUCCUUAA